GCAGGCGCGGGGCCUCGCCCUUGCCGACGUCGUAGACUGAAGCUCACCUGGGAGACUCUAAGAGGAAGCGGAGCCUCGGUUCGGCCUCUCCUGGCAACGCGGGAGGCCCAGCGGGAAGGCAGGAGGCAACAGAGGAGGAGCUCGACUGAAAGCAACUGUAGCGACAGCAACUGGAGCCGCUGCCGCCGCCACCUGCACCUGGCGCCCGGCCCACGUCCAGCGCCUGCUCGGCCGCCGCUUCCUGCCUUCCUGCCCUGCCCACCUGCCAGGUGUUACCAUUUAAAGAAACCUUUCCAGCAAAUCUAUGAUAAAAAAUAUAAGUAACAGAGGAAACGAUAACUGUUAUUUCUCAAGUGACAAACUUUUAAUGCCAGAAUGACUCACUUCAGGCGGCUAGUAAAAUCACAUCUUAAAAGACAUUACCAUAAGAAGUUCUGGAAGCUUGGUGCAGUAAUUUUUUUCUUUAUUGUAUUUUUGAUUUUAAUGCAAAGAGAAGUAAGUGUUCAGUAUUCCCAAGAGGAAUCAAAGAUGGAAAGAAGUAUGCAAAGCAAAAACAAGAUGUUUGACUUAGUGCUAGAAGCUGUGAACAAUAUUAAAGAUGCAAUGCCAAAAAUGCAGAUAGGAGCACCUGUCAGGCAAAGCGUUGAUGCUGGUGAGAGACCCUGUUUGCAAGGAUAUUAUACAGUAGCAGAACUCAAACCUGUUCUGGACCGCCCACCUCAGGAUUCUAAUGCACCUGGUGCUUCUGGUAAAGCAUUCAAGACAACCAAUUUAAGUGCUGAAGAGCAAAAGGAGAAACAACAGGGAGAAGCAAAGCACUGUUUUAAUGCCUUUGCAAGUGACAGGAUUUCUUUACACCGAGAUCUUGGACCAGACACUCGACCUCCUGAAUGUAUUGAACAAAAAUUUAAGCGCUGCCCUCCCCUGCCUACCACCAGUGUCAUAAUAGUUUUUCAUAAUGAAGCCUGGUCUACGCUGCUUAGAACUGUCCACAGUGUGCUCUAUUCUUCUCCUGCCAUACUGCUGAAGGAGAUCAUUUUGGUGGAUGAUGCUAGUGUAGAUGAAUACUUACAUGGUAAACUAGAAGAAUAUAUAAAACAAUUUUCUAUAGUAAAAAUAGUGAGGCAAAAAGAAAGAAAAGGUUUGAUCACAGCACGGUUGCUAGGAGCAACAGUAGCAACAGCUGAAACGCUCACAUUUUUAGAUGCUCAUUGUGAGUGUUUCUAUGGUUGGUUAGAACCUUUGCUGGCUAGAAUAGCGGAGAACUACACGGCUGUUGUGAGUCCGGAUAUUGCAUCAAUAGAUCUUAAUACUUUUGAAUUCAACAAACCUUCUCCUUAUGGCAGUAACCAUAACCGUGGAAACUUUGACUGGAGCCUUUCCUUUGGCUGGGAAUUACUUCCUGAUCAUGAGAAGCAAAGAAGGAAAGAUGAAACCUACCCAAUUAAAACACCCACUUUUGCAGGAGGCCUUUUUUCCAUAUCAAAAGAAUAUUUUGAAUAUAUUGGAACAUAUGACGAAGAAAUGGAAAUCUGGGGAGGUGAAAAUAUAGAAAUGUCUUUCAGAGUAUGGCAAUGUGGUGGGCAGUUGGAGAUUAUGCCUUGCUCUGUUGUUGGACAUGUUUUUCGCAGCAAAAGUCCUCAUACCUUUCCAAAAGGUACUCAGGUGAUUGCCCGCAACCAAGUUCGCCUUGCAGAAGUCUGGAUGGAUGAAUACAAGGAAAUAUUUUAUAGGAGAAACACAGAUGCAGCAAAGAUUGUUAAACAAAAAUCAUUUGGUGAUCUUUCAAAAAGGUUAGAAAUAAAGCACCGCCUGCAAUGUAAAAAUUUCACAUGGUAUCUGAACACUGUUUAUCCUGAAGUAUAUGUGCCAGACCUUAAUCCUGUUAUAUCUGGAUAUAUUAAAAGCUUUGGUCAGCACCUGUGUCUGGAUGUUGGCGAAAACAAUCAAGGAGGCAAACCAUUAAUUAUGUACACGUGUCAUGGACUUGGGGGAAACCAGUACUUUGAAUAUUCAGCUCAACAUGAAAUUCGGCAUAACAUCCAGAAGGAAUUAUGUCUUCAUGCUGCUCAAGGUCCCGCUCAGCUGAGGACAUGUGCCUAUAAAGGUCACAAUACAGUCACUGCUGGAGAACAGAUAUGGGAGAUCCAGAAGGAUCAACUUCUGUAUAAUUCGUUCUUAAAAAUGUGCCUUUCAGCAAAUGGAGAGCAUCCAAGUUUAGUGUCAUGCAAUCCAUCAGAUCCACUCCAAAAAUGGAUUUUUAGCCAAAAUGAUUAAGUGUUCCUUAAAAUUAAGGAGUUGAAAAAGAAGGUAUUCUUUCUCAUAAAACUGUGACUAGGCAUACACUGUAGUUUUUUUUUUUUUGAAAAUUAUGCAAAAGCAGCUAAUUAUAACUUAUUCCAAGUGCAUUUUUUCCUAUUUAUAUCUUAAAAUGUCUACAUAGCACUGCUACAGAAAUCCUUUAAAUUUCUGUUUCAAAGCACAAUAAUUAAUAAUACCAAAGACUAUUUUCAUAUGUGUAGGUGUAGGGGAAGAGAUGUUUACAGUAUGGAGAAAAUAAUUUUCCUAGUAAAGUGAUGUUUAUGUAUUUUGUAUAUUUAAUAAUAUGCAAGUGCUAUAUCCACACACUUACAAUGAAAAAUAUUCCCUCUAGUUUUUUUGGGGAGGGAGAAAAUUUUGAUACUGUAUUUUUUUAAUUCCAUAGAAAUAGACCAACGAAGGUCAAACAUUGACCUUUGUGCACAAUCCAGAAAAUUUUUAUAGAUCUAGAAUUUAUUAUUUAAAAAUAUAGGUUAACUAUUUUGCCUUUUGUGUAACUUGUCUGUCAAAUGUCUCCUAAACAUGAAACUAAAUGGUCAGGAAGAGGAGUAUUUCUAACUCUUCAGUUUCUUGUAAAUUUAAAAAAAAUAUUUCUUAGUCAAAGCCCACUCCACCUGAAGCACUUAAGUCUUCCUUAAAUAACUAUACUGUAUUUUCCAAACACAGUGAUAAAAAAAAGCGUUAUAAUUUGCUAUGUGUUGAAAAAGGUAUUUUUUCCUUUCCUUAUGCUAGUCUUUGUAUUUUCUUACCAUAAUUCACUAAUCUUGCAUAGUUAUAAAAUUAAAUUUCAAAUACAGAAUACUUGACAUAUUUAAAGCUAAAAUUAUAUGUUAGUGAUGCAGUUAUAGUGGUCUGUAAUUUCUUUUCUUAUCAAAAAAGCCUUAUUUUUAUCAACAUGGAAACACAAUUUAAAAAAAUCCUAAAUGGUAUU
Molecule: messenger RNA, 3250 nt
Organism: Chrysochloris asiatica (Cape golden mole)
Lineage: Eukaryota; Metazoa; Chordata; Mammalia; Afrosoricida; Chrysochloridae
Gene: GALNT3
Product: UDP-N-acetyl-alpha-D-galactosamine:polypeptide N-acetylgalactosaminyltransferase 3 (GalNAc-T3)
Exons: 11
Coding region: 376-2277 (633 amino acids)
Cellular component (GO): Golgi apparatus
Source: RefSeq, a predicted model, not a curated record